Molecule: messenger RNA, 300 nt
Organism: Protopolystoma xenopodis
Lineage: Eukaryota; Metazoa; Platyhelminthes; Monogenea; Polystomatidea; Polystomatidae
Source: the annotation of a GenBank genome assembly
AUGACUUCAUUUAACGCAAAGCCAAUCUCGCCCCGAGGAAUAGUCGUCGCAGCAAAACGGUCCCAACCGCGUGUCCGGCAUGGACAGAACGACUCCCGUUUGACCAUCAGACCGGGAAGGGUUUUAAUUGAAGUCACGCCCAAUUCGCAAUUGAGUCGGCCAACUUGGAGAUUAUACUUUGCGACAGCAACCGCCUACCUGACCAUACAACAGAGGCAUCAGGGUCGUCUUCACAUCUUUGCUUUGUCUUCCUGUCAGACCAGUCGGUAUGGCCAGGCCGACGUCAACGCCUGUAGCUGA